AUGGAAGCAAUGUCGGCCGAAGAGCUGCGUGCCGAGAUCGAGGCGACGCGCCGCCAGGUGGAAGCAGAGAGGGCUAGACGCCAGGAGCUCGAUGCCGAGAUCACUCGGGCCACAGAGCGGCAGAGGCUGCGCCUAGAGCUGGAGGAGAUGAGGCAGGUUCUGGCACAGGAGCAGUCAGAAAAUGAGAGUGCAGCUGAGCUUCGACGGCUGUUUGACGAAGACCGGGUUCUGAGCGCAUGGCAUACCGGUGGUCGGCUUGCAGGUGGCCGAGACAGCGGGCAACCUGUCAUGAGAGCAAGUGGCGGAAACAGCACGAGCUGUGCAGAGAUGGUCGCCAGGGGCGAGUAUGUCUGGAGAAUCACAGGCUUCUCUUGGUUGAAGAGCAUGCUGAAUCAAGAGGACAACGAUACUGUCGACUCCAUGGGCUUCAAAGUUGGCAACGAGGCGUUCCAAUUUCGUUACAGCCCGUGGGCACACUGCCUGUGUCAUCAGCAUCAUGGGUCUCUCGCCAUCGUGCUGAACACCAAGGCGUGCGUUGCCAUUCGGUAUCGCAUCUACAUCAGGGCACAGAAUGCCGAGUAUGUGCAAUGGGGCGAGACGGGCGAUGCCGUCCACGAUGGAUCCUACGACCACUGGCCGCACUGUUGCGCUUACGGCCCCGAUGUGCAUUGGCCGGGUGAUCCCCCAGCGUCUCUAGGCAUCUUCGGGUUGAGCUAUGAUGAGCUCUUGCACUCCAAGUGGGUGCAAGACGACACUCUCACGGUAAAGUUCGAGCUCGAUGUCCGCCCUGACGAACCCCCCAAAGCUCAGCGCUUGAGUCUCCCAGCAGAUGUCCCUGAGCCAACCAUCAGUCAAGACACGCAGGCGCUGUUGGAGGAAGGCAAGUGCAGCGACGUGCAGUUCUUAGUGCAGGACGAAGUGAUCCACGCCCACUCGCAGGUUCUCUGUGCGCGGUCCGAGGUGUUCAGCAAGCAGCUGACGGCAGGCAUGCAGGAAAGCUUGUCGAAAGUCAUCGUGAUCCAGGACUGCGAUGUCGCUACGUUUAAGGCUUUUCUGCACUUCCUUUACACGGAUCGGCUGCCGGAUGCCCAAGCGCUCCUUUUGAAGGGGACAUCAAGCGAUUCCGGCCCGCAGCUGGGUCAGAUUCAAGCACUUUUGGCCGUGAGUGACAAGUAUCAAGUGAAACGACUGCAGCUGUGGUGUGAGGCGAGGCUUUCAGAGCAAAUCGACAAGUCGCAGGUUUGUGGCAUCCUCUGCCAAGCGCAUCUUCUGCAGGCGAAGCAGCUCGAGACGGCGUGUCUCUCCUUCAUCAAGGACCACAUGAGCCAAGUGCUCACGACGCCUUCCUACGCCGAUCUGAUCAAGAAGUGGCCCCAAGUCGCACUGAAGAUCAGCCUCUUCUCGGCGGGUGUGUCGGGAACCGAGUCUUUGGCAGCCAUGGAUUUGCUGCAAAGAGCGGAUUCGGAGCAGCCGGAGCAGGCAGCCGGAUCAGAACCCUAG
This is a messenger RNA of Symbiodinium necroappetens, 1500 nucleotides long. Lineage: Eukaryota; Dinophyceae; Suessiales; Symbiodiniaceae. The record is from the annotation of a GenBank genome assembly.